Molecule: messenger RNA, 545 nt
Organism: Closterium sp. NIES-67
Lineage: Eukaryota; Viridiplantae; Streptophyta; Zygnematophyceae; Desmidiales; Closteriaceae
Source: the annotation of a GenBank genome assembly
UCGCAUCAAUGGGGAAAAAAAAAAAAAAAAAAAAAAAAAUCCGCCCAUCCACGUCAUCCUUCGCUGCACUGAUUCUCUUCACCCCAAAGAAGGACAGAGGAUUACGGAUGUGUAUCGAUUAUCGAGCGCUCAACAACAUCACCAUCAAGUCCCGUUACCCAAUUCCACGAGCCGACGAUCUCAUCGGCCAACUUCGCGGGGCCUGGAUUUUUUCCAAUAUUGAUAUACGAAAAGGUUACCACCAGAUUCGUAUCGCCGAAGCUGAUAUUCCAAAGACUGCUUUUCGAACCCAUUACGGAAGUUACGAGUAUACAGUGAUGUCGUUUGGGCUGAGGAACACACCCUCAACUUUUCAACGAACCAUGAACGAAGUCUUCCGCUCGCUACUGGACAAGUCCUUUAUCGUCUACCCGGAUGACAUCCUGGUGUACUGCACCUCGCGGGAACAACAUUUAACGGACUUGGAAGCAGUUUUUACCCUCUGCGAUCAACACCGACUCAUCAUCAAGGGCUCUUAGUGCGAGUUCUUAAAAGAGGAGCUGGAA